GGUGCAGAUUGGAAUAUCACAGAACCGGCGAACGGCGUGGUCUGGACGAACGGGCAGACGAACCUGAUCUCUUGGACGAAGGGACUAGAUGACGGGGUGACGCAGUUCGACAUUGAGCUGCAGAGAUUGAGCACGUCGGGGCUAUCAUAUGUUGCGCAUCUUGUGCCCGAAUCCAUGAGCAGCAUCAACGUCUACAUCCAAGACCUGCCCACGGGCGACGACUACUACGUCAUGUUCGUUAACUACACGCACGGCCUCCUCUACACCUCGUCCUCCACCUUCACCAUCUCCGACUCGACCAACUCGUCCACGCCCUCGCCCGACGCGAGCGCGCCCACCGUCUCCAUCUCCGGCGCGCCGAACCCCACCGCGCAGUUCGCGACGACGUUC
Molecule: messenger RNA, 390 nt
Organism: Fomitopsis serialis
Lineage: Eukaryota; Fungi; Basidiomycota; Agaricomycetes; Polyporales; Fomitopsidaceae
Exons: 2
Source: RefSeq, a predicted model, not a curated record